Oncorhynchus gorbuscha (pink salmon) is the source of this 4059-nucleotide messenger RNA. Its product is annotated as nuclear receptor coactivator 4-like. The transcript is spliced from 10 exons. The record is from RefSeq and is a predicted model, not a curated record. Gene Ontology annotation, biological process: intracellular iron ion homeostasis; response to hormone. Gene Ontology annotation, molecular function: transcription coactivator activity. The coding region runs from base 616 to 2454 and encodes 612 amino acids. Lineage: Eukaryota; Metazoa; Chordata; Actinopteri; Salmoniformes; Salmonidae.
UGUUUGGUGGAAUUAGAUGUGUAGUGCUAGGGCAAAAAUAAAAAUGUGUACCCCAGGAUCAGGAUUUCGCUACACUCGCAAUAACAUCUGCAUGUGACCAAUACAAUUGGAUUUGUAUCACUAUAAAACACCGAAUCGUGAUCACUAUGGGGAAAAUAAGCAGCUGUUAUAUUUGUGCAAUUUUUCCAAUCAUAUGAAAUAGUGAGUGUGGAACUCUUCGCCUUUCUGGUGGUGGCUGGCACUGGUAACUUGAAGUGUAUUUCCAACAUGGAAAAUCAUUCGUGUGUUCUUCGCGCCUUGGGCUUGUGCAUUUUUGGGUUUGUGUGUGAAAAAAGCCGAAAAAGAUUCGCUUGUCUUUCUUUAACCCCCUUUUGAGGGGCCCUUCUCUUCCUACCAGUGGUGGUGUACGCAUUGAAUGCGAAACUGAUGUUGGUUGCUCCAUAGAAAUAGAAUCAAAUGGUUUUGCUCUGCGCACUGACGGAAACAGCCUAUGACGUGGCAAACCAGCCUUGGUUCGUGGCUUGAUAAAUAAAUGGCAUAUGAACGCCAACAACAAGGGAGCUACAUCAAAGGAUUUAAAAGGAGAGAUAUCACUGCAGACCCAGCAACACAAGAAUGUUUACUGUGGAGGAGCGAGAGAAGGCCACCCUCAGGCAGUGUGUGCAGGCCCGCUGUCAGCUGGAGGAGGCCAUCGGCGGGGUGACGAGGGCUGAGGUCCAGCUCAAGGAUAACUCCAGAGAGGUGAAGUCCCAGCUUCAGACCUGUAUCAGCAGACACCUGGAGUCUAUGCGUUCCCGUGAGGUGUGGCUGCUGGAGCAGAUUGACCUUGUGCAGCAGCUAAAGGGAGAGGCUCUGCAGGCACAGCUACAUCAGCUUCACUUGCUCCGAGGCCAGUUUGACAUUCUCAUCCAUCAGCUGGAUAACUUCAACAGCAACGACUUGGCCAACCAGCUCACCGGCUGCAUGGAGAAGUUAUCUUCUCUGAACCUGACUCCUGAGGAAACCCCUGAGAUGAGCUUCCAGGCUGACACUCGUUCCCUGCGCCAGGCCAUCACCUCCUUUGGCACCAUUGCCACCCAGCACGUGGAAGGAGGCCCUGUGCUGAAUAUCUCCUCUCAAAGCUCAAAUGCCAGCGAGCGACAAUGGCUUCAGCAGGGUUGUCCAAUUGCAGCUAAGAAACAGAGGGUGGAGUUGGUACCUCUUGGAAACCGUCCAGAGACUACCGCCCCAGUUGGAUACCAGUCGAGUAAGAACCUACAGGAUUGGUUGAUCACCCGCAGUGAUGUUCGGUCAUCUUGCCCCAUGGCCCCCUUUGACUUCCUCAAGGCCUGGGGCCAGCUGAAUGAUCUGGAGAUGUGGCUACAAAAGACUCCCGUCAGAGAGAGAACCAGCUGUAGCACCAGCAGCAGCUCAACCUUCUCCAUUGAGAAAAUCGAUGAGUCUGAGUUAGACAUGGCUCUGGGGGAAGAGGUGGGCCACGAGGAGGGGGAGGAAGAGCGGGCUAAGACGGAUGAACUGAGCGGCUGGCUCAUCACCCCGGCAACUGUUGCCAAGGAAACCACCAGCAAGAGCUGCCAAGCAUCUGAACCUGACAGGUGGAAGCAUAUCUUCAAACCUUUCCAGGAGGGCUUCUCCUCCAGCGAGUGGCUGCUCAAAUCCGACUGCGGAUCGUGCUGUGCGACCCACACCAAGCCUGUGGCGAUUGAGAACCUGGGCAAACUCUUGUGCCUGAAGACCCUCCCAGCCUCAGCAGCCAUCACCCCCGCCACCACCACACCCCAAACCCCCAACACACCCAGCUCUGUGGAGAUCUGGCUGCAGCAGGCUAUUCCAGUACAGCAGUCGUGCAAAGCCAACGAGUCCUGCUCCAGCUACUCUCAGUGUGUGUGUGACAAGAACUGCGGCAAAGAAGCCCUCUGCGCCUGGCUCCUCAAGAAGGAGGGUCGGGACAAGAACGGGGUCUCUGUGGACAAGAACAACCCCAGCAAGCAGUCCAUCCUCGACUAUCAAGAACAAGAACAGAAGGUUCAGGCCAUCCUGGAGGCCUGGCUCUACCCUAGCGAGCCUCGUAAGACCAUGGGCUCCACAUCCCCAGUCAUGUCAUCCCUCUCAGCCUGGUUGUCUCCACCAGCCUCCCAGGGUGAAAAGGCCAGCAUGGAGGAACACAGCUCCCAGUUCAAUGGCCCCAAGUCAGAAAGUCCUUUAAGCAAACCACUGCAGCCAGAGUGCUGGGUUUUACCUGAGAAUACACACAGUAGCACCGCUGCCACACCGAGUCAGGAGACGACAAAGGAGCAACCCAGCACAGAACCAGAGGAAGACAAGUGGCUUCUACGCAAGAGGGCCAAUGCUCAGGAGCGACUUGCCCCUUCCACAGUAUGUGAUCUAUUUUCCUGUAUGAAAAUCGGUGGAGACAAAGAGAAGUGGCUACACAGGGUCCCUAUACAGAUGUGACAAGUAUAUCCAGUAGUGUGCUGAUCUUCGCACACAAUGUCUUGCUUUGCCUUUUCCUCCAAUUCUCUUCUGGGACUGGGCUUUUUUUCUUUUCCUUUCCUUUGUUGUCAUGGAGAUAUGCCUCCCAACCCCAGUCUGAAGUAGACUGGGGUUACUGGAGCUACUACCAUUAUCUGAUUGUUCUGUGCAUUUAGGUCUGAUGGAAUUCUGUGAAUUUGCCUUCAAUAAUCACAGUAGAGUUGUCAAUACCUUGUCAUGCUAGCAAGAUUAGCCUUGGGCUCUAAAUCGAAUCUGCAGUGUGACUGAGAAUCACUAGUCCCGUAAGGACCAGCUCACAUGAAUAUGUAACAUUAUUUUCCUUUAGUUUGAGGAUGAUGUGAGGCAGGAGGUUUGGGUGCGACAGAAAUAAGAGAUCUGAAUCAACCAUAAUUUAGGAACGCUUGUUUUUGUGGAAUGUGGUAAAGUGUAUGUCACUAAUAUGAAUGGCUGGUCUUUGUAGUGACUAUGCCUUGUGGGUAUUUGGUUAACCCACAGAUUCAAAUAAUAGUAUCAAGCAAUGUAUGCAAGGCCAUUAUUUUCAUUGUAAAUGUCUUCUUCUGAUCAUUCAAGCUAAACCUAAAGGCAUUGCCAAUACAUCUACCCUUAUUGCACUAACAUAACUCUAUAGUUCUGGUUUAUGUGCCUAAAGUUUGCUUCAUUGUAUUUAGCGGAUACAUUGUGAAAACAGGGUCGGCUUGCCUCCUAUAUAUCACCUGUGUGUUGAUCUUCACUGCUGUGCAAGUGUUUUCAUGUUACAAAAGAUGCCAGCUGAAAGCGUUGUGCCCAAUAUCGAGUUUCCAUUGAUACGACUUUCGAUUGGCUGAAUCCAAUGAAGAAAACAUCUACCGCGUAAUAAUUUUAGUACCCACCAAAAGAACAUGUACUUGAUGACCAUUGAUGUGUAUGUCUUUCUGCAUAAUACCGCUUUAGCUGUCUCGCCAUAGUGCUUAGAACAAAGAUUCUUCAAAAUGUGUACAUGGCUCUUUGCGAAGGAGAGUUGGAGAGGAGAAACACCAUAGACGGGUUGGUUGUUUAGCAACAAAACCGACGGGUGCGCAACUAUGGGUCAAAACAAACAGGUUUGGUUUAGAUUGUUGACAACAUGUAAACUAUAUUUAGUCUCAAUGUUUAUUGAAAAGCAAAUGCAUUUGCACAAUGAGCACUUAGUUACAUUUGUUAGUUAGCGAAUUUGAGCCAUAUUUGCUUUGACCUGAAAUCAGUCAAAACACAUCAAAACAAUAAAUGGUAUAAAUAAGAUGCGAGCCUACGAUUCCCCACACGACAGCUUUGUCAUUGUUGCUAGCUAUCUGACCAUUCAGUCAUGAUGUGCGGCUUCCGGACACAUCGAUGCGCACAUCAGUUUCUUGACAUCAGCCAACCCGUCUAUGGUGCUCGAUGAAUGGUUCUAGUGUGUGAUACUAGGACUUGGUUUUUCAGUUCAUCUGGUGUGCCUGUGCAAAUGCUUUGUACCACAAAGUAGAACUAUCCAUAUGAUCACUUGUGUUAUGCUCUCUGGAGUGCUACCUGUACCAUAAUUAACUCUUAAUAAAAACAAGAAAACCUUGA